This is a messenger RNA of Penicillium angulare, 207 nucleotides long. RefSeq lists its product as uncharacterized. The record is from RefSeq and is a predicted model, not a curated record. The transcript has a single exon. NCBI's taxonomy places the organism in Eukaryota, Fungi, Ascomycota, Eurotiomycetes, Eurotiales, Aspergillaceae. The coding region runs from base 1 to 207 and encodes 68 amino acids.
AUGACUCUUCCUCGUAUCUCCGUCAAUGACCCACUCAACCUCUCCUCCUUCCCCAAUCACAAUGAGAAGAUACCACCACAUGAUACAACCUUGGAGCUCAGACGGGGUGAGGGGCAUGCUCAUGUCAUCCGUGAGAUUGUACAGCGCUUGGACCUGGAAUUGUGGAUCCAGAAUCCUGCAAUCCCGCGAUACGCCCAAACGCGCUGA